ACCCGCGGCAGGCUUGGGCUCAUUGGUCUGUCCGUCUUCCUCAGGACUUUUUCUCCUCUUGACUCCUCUCUGUUUCUUCUUCUUCCUCCUCCUCCUCAUAACCCUUUGCCCAGUUGGCUCAGAACAAUUUUUGAUUAGUUUUUGUUACUAUUUUAUUGUUCUUGGUCAGAGCUCAGGACCCAGGUGAAAUGAAGAAGGUGGUAUUGAAAUUGGAUUUACACGAUGACAGGCAAAAGCAAAAGGCCUUGAAAUCAGUCUCCAGCCUUACUGGCAUUGACUCUAUUGCUAUGGACAUGAAGGAGAGGAAAUUAACCGUGAUCGGCGACAUAGACCCGGUCGAUGUGGUAGCCAAAUUGAGAAAAGGUUGGCACACAGACAUUCUAACAGUUGGACCAGCAAAAGAAGAAAAGAAAGAUGAGAAGAAAAAAGAUGAAGGCAAGAAGGAGGAUGAUAAGAAGAAAGACCCAGUUGCCGAAGCCUACAAUCCUUACAUGCCCAAGUACUACUGUGUGCAAAGUGCAGAAGAAAACCUUAAUGCAUGUGUGAUAUGUUAAAUUAAUUUUGCCAUUUAGGGCCACUUAAUUGAGGAUGGUGAGCAUAGCAUGCAGUUUGAUCAUGUAUUGGUAAGGCAUCUGAUCUGAAUCAUGUUUUUGAACCAAUUGGAGGCCAACCAAAAGAACAGUCUGUGGUAUGUACAGUAGUACAAGGAGCUUGAGAAUAAGUGUUUGAAAAUUUCAAGCAUUUUGGUAGUGCUUGAUAUUCAUUUUGGGGGGUUUUUCAA
This is a messenger RNA of Prunus mume (Japanese apricot), 781 nucleotides long. RefSeq names its product heavy metal-associated isoprenylated plant protein 39-like. The record is from RefSeq and is a predicted model, not a curated record. Gene Ontology annotation, molecular function: metal ion binding. NCBI's taxonomy places the organism in Eukaryota, Viridiplantae, Streptophyta, Magnoliopsida, Rosales, Rosaceae.